Messenger RNA from Gadus morhua (Atlantic cod), 1685 nucleotides. RefSeq names its product twist family bHLH transcription factor 1a (gene twist1a). Bases 307 to 882 code for a protein of 191 amino acids. The transcript is spliced from 2 exons. The record is from RefSeq and is a predicted model, not a curated record. NCBI's taxonomy places the organism in Eukaryota, Metazoa, Chordata, Actinopteri, Gadiformes, Gadidae. Gene Ontology annotation, biological process: developmental process; regulation of transcription by RNA polymerase II. Gene Ontology annotation, molecular function: DNA-binding transcription factor activity, RNA polymerase II-specific; RNA polymerase II transcription regulatory region sequence-specific DNA binding; protein dimerization activity.
GAAGUCCUGAUUAUGUUGCAUAGUUCUCUAUAGGCCUGCCACCCCUCCUCCGAGAGAGGUAUUAUGUUACACUCCUCCUCAUCCAAUCACAAAGUUCCCCCAAAUCCUCCUGCGCGCGGUGCGCGGGCCUAUAAGAACCCCGACGGCUCGAGCUGACCGUUUUCCGUGCAUGGGCGCGCACCUUACCGUCAUAACUGUCACAACACUCAAGGCCAGAAGCUCGUCUAUACCUUGUUUCUGUUGUUUUUGAUUUGAAAAGUAAACUUAAAGAGAGUUGAAAAAACGAUUUCCAAAACAAAUAGAGCGAUGCGGGAAGAGGACUCCCCGAUGGACAGCGCGGGGAACAGCGAGGAGGAGGAGACGGAGCGGCAGCCGCGCAGAGGCGCGCGGAAGCGGCGUGCGCCCCAGAUCAGAAAGAAACCAGUCGAGGAGGAGCGCGAGGAGGAGGAAGACGACGACGAAGACGACGAAGACGAAGACGACGAUCGGGACGGAGACCUGGAAAGCCCCGACCCCGAGAAGAAGCGGGGGCGCAAGAGCGGCAGCUGCGGCAGCGAAGCGGGCAGUCCACACUCCUUCGACGACCUGCACACGCAGCGGGUGAUGGCGAACGUGCGCGAGCGACAGAGGACGCAGUCACUCAACGAGGCUUUCACGUCGUUGCGUAAGAUCAUCCCCACCCUGCCGUCGGACAAGCUGAGCAAGAUCCAGACGCUGAAGCUGGCCUCGCGCUACAUUGACUUCCUGUACCAGGUGCUGCAGAGCGACGAGCUGGACGCGCGCGGGACCAGCUGCAGCUACGUGGCGCACGAGAAGCUCAGCUACGCGUUCUCUGUCUGGAGGAUGGGGGGCGCGUGGUCCUUGUCCACCACGACCCACUAGUCAGAAGCCCCUACCGCGAACCUCAAUAGUCAGGGCCCCUCUACUGCUGACCCACGUUGUUCCAGACUUCGGACCACUGUAUCAGACCUGAUCCUGACGUGGAAGGCCUCAGAACACAGAACCAAACACAACUGGAUCGGAGAAGGGCUCCGCUGGAAUUUAGGCCCUCGGUGGAGGGAGAGCGAGAGUGCGAGAGAGAGAGCGAGAGAGAGAGAGAGAGAGAGAGAGAGAGAGAGAGAGAGAGAGAGAGAGAGAGAGAGAGAGAGAGAGAGAGAGAGAGAGAGAGAGAGGGGGGGGGGGGGGGGGGGCAUGCCCAUGCACGGCAUCCGUGCAUCCCUUGCACGGACGGACAAUAUAAUAAUAGCGUGCAGCACCAGGGAUUUGGAAGGAGAGUUGGAUGUAAGAAGGAGCGUCUCCGCCGCUACGACUUGAUGAAUGUUGUGAACACAUCGAGACUCUCAGGUCCACCUCUCUGUGUUGGAGUAGAGCAGGACUCUCAGAGGACAAUCCAUUUCACAUUCCCUGUGCCAAAUGACAGCUGACAUAUUUGUAUUUAUUUUUCUACACAUCUUCGAUUUCUAUUGCUCAAAUUAAAGUUAGUCUAUUUAUUUUUUUAUAUUACAGAAUGUAAAAUCGUUGAUGAUGCAUUUUGAGUGUUAUGUACAUAUUCGACUAGUCGAAUGUCUUAAAUAAAAGGUAUACUUCCUAAUACCUUCUGUCUGGAUGUUAUGAAAUGUACAAUUUGUUACACGCCCGAACAAAAACCUGUGUUUAAUAAUAAACAGAUUAUUUUUUGCCAUUAA